UGCUAAAAAAAGAAGCUGGUGGAAUACGUCGUGAUGAAAAACUGAAUUAUAUGAUUUCAAAAGCGCUAUUACUGGAUUAAUAACUAGGAUUCCGAGAUGAAAAGCUAUUUUAGUGUAGUUUAAGAAGGAUAUUGCGAACGGCUAACACUGGAGGUGACCAAGCAAGGAAAAGGAGUAUUCGUUAGUGGUUAUUAGCAUCUCUAGGAUUAGUUUUGAACUAACAGAAAAUUUUCCAUUAAUUUCAAGAGCAGCCCAGAGUGUUGCGUAGUCAAGAUGAGCGUUAUCAUACGUUUGCAGAAUUUGCCGUGGUCGGCGAAUGCACUAGACGUGCGUAAUUUUUUUAAGGGCUUGUCAAUCCCUGAUGGCGGAGUUCACAUCGUUGGCGGCGAAAUGGGUGAUGCUUUUAUUGCAUUCAGCACGGAUGAAGAUGCACGCCAGGCAAUGAUGCUAAAUGGAGGUAAGAUAAAAGAGGUACAAAUUACGCUGCUUCUGUCGUCCCGUGCCGAAAUGCAAAAGGUGAUCGAGGAGGCUCGUCGAACAACGAUGUCGUUUAUGCAAUUAUCGGCGCAGAGCGUUGUUCCAGCAUCUGCGUCACCAGUUGUGGCAAAGGCACCUGCCAUUCCGGUCACGAAGCCUGUAGUACAGCCACCACAACAGCAACCACAACCACCGGUCAUUAGUUUGUCUGGGUUUUUGGCACAAAACUUAAGCCAGCAAAAGUCGCAAGUCAUACAAACACAGUCACUCUACUCUGAAAUUCCUGGUUUGGGAUUUUUGACUUCUAGUGGCAUGUUUCAACCGAACGCUCCAGCGGCUGGUUUAUUUUCGGCGUUGAGUGCUCAGUCGUAUAGUGGGGCAUCAUCAAAUUCCGCGUUUGCCCAGUUGUCAGCACAAUUGAAAAAAGCAGCUGAAGCAGAGAAAGAUGCCGCCACAAAAAGCAUAGUUACUGGAAGUAGCACAGCGAGCUUGGCAAGUAUUUCAAGUUCGAAAAAGGAAACGGGUGAUAAGAGCAGUCGUCGGAGCAGAUCGUCGUCGAGAGAACGAGACAGAAGACGUUCUUCUAGGGAUCGUUCACGAUCCAGAAGCCGCGAACGCGAACGUAGUCGCCGCAGAAGUGGACGAGACCGCAGUCGCAGUAGAAGUCGCGAACGACGCAGUCGCAGUCGUAGUCGUGAUCGCCGUGACAGGCGUCGCCGGUCACGUUCACGUGAUAGGCAUGACAAUCGCACUAAAGAACGCAGUCGAGAAAAAGAUGCAAAAAUGGAGAAGUCAACGAAACCGAGAGUUUCUCGGUUUAGCGAUAGAAAUGACGCAAUUCCACCUGCCAACGUUACUCCGGUUACUGAACUAGAGCAAGAAACUAAACCGUUUGUUAGCCCAUGGAGCAGUCCAAUCCAGCAAAAUUUAAUGAAUUUGGCCUCUGCUGGAAGCAAGACAAACCCCAUUCAACCAUCAGGUAUUGUUCCUAGUAAUGGAAGUUUGACUUCGUCAACUUUAAACGCUGAUACAUUUGGAAUUAGAACUGAUCAACCGUCACAGAGUGUGCUAAGUAACUUGAAACCAGGGUUUCCGCCAAACCCGUAUCCUGCCGUCAACUACGGGAGUUUUCAGGCUUCGAAGCCAAUAAGUCAGGAACAUUUGACUAAGCUUCAAGAGUUGCACUCAAAAAGGGAUCCUAGAAUGGCUCUUUCGAAUUCCAGCUCUCAGCAGUCCAAGGCAGGACCUGGCAGUGACGGUUUUGAUAGAAGCCAAAUUCAGCAUCAAAAGGGCAAUAAUUUUCCAAUGCAGUAUACUAGCAGUUCCAGCACUAACUCUCGAUCCACUCGUAGCGAUUUUGGAUUCGAAAAAGAUAACAUGGAUCAGGAUGACAAUUCGGAGAAUGAAGAAAUGGGAGGUCAGUCGGUAAAAAUUUUCAACAUGGAAAAUAGUACUGGAUACGGAGAAAUCCGCAGGUUUUUCUACGGGCAGUCUAUUUCGAGUAACGGAAUUAAAAUGAUCAAUGAUCGCAAUGGAAAGAGAACUGGAGUGGCUUACGUAAGAUUUUUGCGCAGAGACGGUAAGAGGUAUGCCCUUUCGCGGGAUGGAAUGCUAUUAAGGAGAGCAGAAAUAAGAGUUGAACCGAUUACUAAUAAGCAAUUUGAGGAUGCUACCGAUUCAUACCGUCCGAGUUAUGAUGAUUCUAAGAACAAUUGGGUCGAUAUCAGCGAUGAUGUUAAAAGCAACAGAAAUAAGGAUGAUGUUAUUGAAAUACGGGACGAUAUCGGCUACAAAUCGGAAAAUAGGUUUGGCUCAUUGGUAGUGUGGAACUUGCCUAAUUUGACAACAGAGUUGGACCUGAUGCGAAUGUUUUCCGAUUUUAGUAUAGUUGAGGUAUUGAUUAUAAAGAACUACAAAAAUCCAAAGCAAAUGGAUGGGUAUGUUAAGUUUCAUCAAAUCGAGGAUGCUCGUCGGGCUUGCGAGAGUACCCAUAGGCAUUACAUAAGGAACAAGCGGGUAUACAUGAAACAGUGUAGUGAUAUUGAGUACGAUGCAGCAAAAAAUGAAUACGAGGCCCCCAUAGUCCAAGAGGACGAAGAUGAGGAUGAUGAAGUAAUCGAACCUUCAGCCAAUGCACCACACGAUAUGGAUGAUUCCGUACAGAUGAUAGAAGAUUCAAAAGAUUCUAAAGAACAUUUGAAUCGCGAUGACGAUAAAAUGGAAAUAAUCGACAAUUGCGAAAGCGGCAAUGUUUCAGUACAAAAUGAUCUGUCUUCUUCAAAUGUUGUUAGUGAUGACCUUUUGUGGAAUAAUUCCAAGGAUUCUUACAAUCAGCGAAGCAAUUCAAAUGAACCGCAGCCAGAGAAAUACACUAGUCGAGAUCCUAGAAAUGCUUUCACUUCGCAACAACAGCGGCUACAUUCAGCAUUGCAGAAGCCACAACCACCGAUGAAUUUUGGCGGAUUCGGGGGAGAUUUUAGUCGUGAUCCUCGACGUAGACCAGAUUUCGCAAAUCAGCGCAAUGUUGAUAACCAGAAUCAAACAGCACCUUCAAACGAUAACUCAAGAGACGGCAAUAGUUUUAGUACUUUUCAACCACAAUCUCAAUUCGACUCUCUUGGCUCUCCACCUAGGUUCGAUCAAAUGGAUGCAAAUAACAGCAGGUUUGUACAGCAGCAGUUUCUGGGAUCAAAAAUGCAAAACAACGAUAAAACAGCAUUUAUUUUGAUCAGUAAUUUGGAGUAUACAAUGCAGGAAUCAACUAUCCUAAAUUUCUUUGAUCGAGAAGGCUUUAAUCCUAAGCAUAUUCAAUUGAUUCGCAAUCCUUUUGGACGGGCAACCGGCGAAUGCUUGGUAGAAUUUGAAUCGACACAGGAAGCCGAUGCCGCAGCGGUAAAAAAUGGUGUUUUAAUUGGGAAACGAAGAGGAUUUAUAAAACAUUUAGGUUCUCAACAAAUGAUGGAUGUAAUGCAACGAAUCAAUCAGAGGGGUGCUGGAACCAACAGUGGUAAUAACUUUAGUAGAGGAAAUAAUGACGGUGCGGAAAAUAAUUACAGUAGAGAAAAUGACUACACCGGUGGAAACAGAGGAGAUAACUUUGCAAGCGACAACUUAGGAGGAAAUAACGGAAGGUUCUUCGAAGGCAAUAGAUUUGGUAAUAGUGACGGCAAUUUCGGCAACAAUAACUACAACACCAAAGAUUCUAGUAAUUUCCAUAGUAGAGGCCCACAAUCUUCAGAUUUUAGCAAAGAAUUUGAUGUGCGAUCAGAGGAUAAAAAUUCUGAGAGUAGUUAUCACAAUAAUGGUAAUCUAAGUCGUGCCGGUAAUUCUGUCCACAACAGUCAAACGGGUUAUCAAGAUGAAAUAGAAGAACAUGAUUUUAAACAGGACAAAAGCCAUGAUAGUAGUGUAGAAAUUGUUGAAGGAAACCAGGAACAAGCUGUAACUUUUGGUUUGAAUAACCAAAAAGACGAAUCAAGCUCUGUCCAUGAUCAAGAUGCCGGAAAAACUAGCAUUGAAGACCAACCUGUUUCCGAAUCCCGUGUAUCUAUUGGAUCUGAGGGUAAUGAACAGGUAAAUGAUCAGAUUUCACAGUCUGGUGAGCAGGUAUCUCGCGAUUGGAAUGACAGUAAUUUCAAAUUUAGUGAUGAUCCGCCACUCGAAGAUCCACUACUUUCUCCUAAGAAACUUAUAAAUGACCGAAUGCCAACGGAUGGAAACAUACUUGCUAUCAGUAAUCUACCCUUCAGAGCUGCGAAUGAGGAAAUAGCUAGACUUUUCGAGGAAUACGGUGUCACGCUGAAUGAUGUUAGGCGGAAAUACCUACGUGAUGGCCGAGCUACCGGUGACGCUAUGAUACGUUUUCAGAGUGCUACAGAUGCCCAGCGUGCACUGGACUCCCAUCAGAAGCGUCGAAUCGGAGGAAGGACCCUGAGAAUGAGAAUACUGGAUGAUUGUCUCAACUAAUACUUUAUCUAUUCAUAUACGAUUCCAACGAUCCGUCUUUUUGCUCGGAUUUAUGUAAGCUAGACAUAGUUUUCUACUUUAACCGUUAGUUUUACAAAAAUAGCACGUAAAUUUAAUUUCUAACGCGUUUCAUCAUUUGUUUUGAAUUUGUAAAUACAUGUGCUGCAAGCAAAAAUACAAACGCCUGUAUUAAAUCAAAUGAAUAG
Messenger RNA from Sabethes cyaneus, 4649 nucleotides. RefSeq lists its product as uncharacterized. Gene Ontology annotation, cellular component: ribonucleoprotein complex; nucleoplasm. Gene Ontology annotation, biological process: regulation of RNA splicing. Bases 274 to 4443 code for a protein of 1389 amino acids. The record is from RefSeq and is a predicted model, not a curated record. Gene Ontology annotation, molecular function: RNA binding. Lineage: Eukaryota; Metazoa; Arthropoda; Insecta; Diptera; Culicidae. The transcript is spliced from 3 exons.